AUACGUCUCUCUCUCCUCUGUCUACUCGGCCUUUUCCUCAUUGCCUCUCACAUACUUCUCCUCACAACACCCUCUCUCUUCAGAUCUCUCCUUAUAGAGGCCUUAAAUCCUCUGUAUAUAUUCACUCUCCUCUAUAAAAACAAUCUGUUUUCAAAACUUUGGCGCUCCUCUUUCAAUUUUCUCACUCGAUCUUUCAGAUUUUCAACUCUGAUCUUCCAUAAAAAUAACCCUAGAUUUAAAACCCUAGUUUCGAUUUUGUUGUAAAGCUAUCAGUUUUUGUUAAUUGAAACGGAUCUCGAGUUGAAUCAUCACCUGAUCGACUAGUUUGAGCUCAAGAACUUGAAGAAUUAUUUACAGAACACAUCGUUGACUUAACGUUAAUUUGUUUUAAGAAAUAGAAAAUUUUCAUUAAAGGGGGUGGUGAAGAGGAGGGAAUAAUCAGAUGGCGGAUCAAGGCUUGGAAGGGAGCCAACCUGUGGAUCUUUCCAAGCACCCCUCUGGAAUUGUUCCUACUCUUCAGAAUAUUGUCUCAACAGUCAACUUGGACUGCAAAUUGGAUCUUAAGGCCAUUGCAUUGCAAGCUCGUAAUGCAGAAUACAAUCCCAAGCGUUUUGCUGCUGUUAUCAUGAGGAUAAGGGAACCAAAAACUACAGCUUUAAUUUUUGCAUCUGGGAAGAUGGUUUGCACUGGAGCAAAGAGUGAACAUCAGUCAAAACUUGCAGCGAGGAAGUAUGCACGAAUUAUCCAAAAGCUUGGGUUCCCAGCCAAAUUCAAGGAUUUCAAGAUUCAGAACAUAGUUGGCUCUUGUGAUGUGAAAUUUCCUAUCAGACUUGAAGGUUUAGCAUAUUCCCAUGGUGCCUUUUCAAGUUAUGAACCAGAACUAUUUCCUGGCCUAAUAUAUCGUAUGAAGCAACCAAAGAUUGUGCUUCUUAUCUUCGUGUCAGGAAAGAUUGUCCUCACAGGAGCCAAGGUGAGAGAUGAAACAUAUACAGCCUUUGAGAACAUAUAUCCUGUCCUUACAGAGUUCAGGAAGAACCAACAAUGAUAUGCACUAAAGGAACACUUCAGCUCAGUUUUUUCCAAGUUAAAGUGAAAAUACUGCGUUCUUACUGGCAUGUUAUGGGGGUAGACUCGAAUGUGAAUAUUUGGAAAGGGGUAUCAAGCAGCUGACUUCUAGUUGUGGGUCUGAUCAGACUUGACGGUUGUAUGUGAUCUUGUUUCUUUGCCGAAUCUGGGUUCAUUUCCCCCAAUCCUACAAAGGUGUGUGAUGGAUCUGUCAGCUCGGAUGUGGAUCUGAGUGUCUGAUCUUAUUUGGUGGUGUCUGUUAAUAGACCAUUUGGCUGUAAGAACAGGGAUUGAAGAAGUCCCAUUUUGGUUCUUUCAUGUAGACUCUUCAUUUAAUAAUAAGAACUUGUUGCCCCAAUUUUACCUGUGAGAGUGCUUACUGUCUUCCACCUUUUAACG
Molecule: messenger RNA, 1464 nt
Organism: Ilex paraguariensis (yerba mate)
Lineage: Eukaryota; Viridiplantae; Streptophyta; Magnoliopsida; Aquifoliales; Aquifoliaceae
Source: the annotation of a GenBank genome assembly